CAGCACGAGUGUCGCCGUCAACAAGUCCCUCCUCCUCCUCGUGGGGUUGGAAUGAUGAUGAUGCUGACUGGCGCGGACUCAGUGCCCCCCGCGCUCUCCCACUCUCUCUCUGCCCACGAGGGUGCCUGCCUCGUUUUGCGUCGUGCCGCGCUUUGCCCUGCUCACUUUGCCUUCGCAAUUCUCCUCCUCCUCUUCCUCCUUUGCUGAUUUUUCCUUCCUUGUCCCUAUCCGUUCCUCAUUCCGCGAUCCCGUCCUUCUUCACAUGGCGCUCGAGGCCCAGAAACCUGCCGGCCGAGUCGUGCUCAUGGACGGCUCCAUGGUGCGCUCCUUCGCUGAAGACCAGGCCGCAUUUAACCUAGCUGUGGAUCCCCUGUUCCAUGAACUUGACGUCAAUGCCGACGGCGUGCUCUCUCGUUCCGAACUUCGCCCUGCCUUUGAGCGGCUCAACCUCAUCGACCUUCACUUCGGUGUUCCUGACUCCAAAACUCCGGCUGAACUGACUGCCCUUUAUGACUCUGUGUUCCAGGACUUCGACACCGACCACAAUGACACUGUAGAUUUGAACGAGUUCCGAUCGUCCUUGAACCAGAUCCUUCUUGCGAUUGCCGACGGUCUUGGAAGUGCUCCAUUAACCAUGGUCGUCGAGGAUGGCAGCUUGUUGGGAACUGCGGCGGAUCACGAGAGUCGUGAUCGUAUGAAACCACAAUAAAUUGACUUUGAAGGUGUUCCUGCAUUUGCCGUUGCCCAUAACGCCUCAAUUGUGGCGUACUUUGGCUCUUUCUUUCUACGUUUCCAAUCCUAAGUCAGCCGGUGGAAACACCAUUCGCCAUGUCGUCGAUGCAAAUGAGCGAGUGAAAGUUUGAGUGGUCAUGCAUCCUCUUAAAUUAUCAAUCUCCCGAGUUUUGAGUUUUGCAAUAUAACGCUGUUUCAAUUUGGUGUUGGCCAUACAAUUCUAAUGCUUA
Molecule: messenger RNA, 962 nt
Organism: Physcomitrium patens
Lineage: Eukaryota; Viridiplantae; Streptophyta; Bryopsida; Funariales; Funariaceae
Molecular function (GO): calcium ion binding
Source: RefSeq, a predicted model, not a curated record